AUGUUUCGGCGUAAAUUAAUAAUUCAAAUAAAGGAUAAGAUUAUUAAACAAUUUGGAAUCUCAACAUAUGAUGCAGACUGGAUUCUAGGUAGAAGGAAAAAGAAUGAGGUGAAGUUAUUGCAAUGUAAAUUUGAACAACCUGAUGGAAGCAAAGCCAUUUUAUAUAAAAUUGAGAUAACUAAGGAGAAUUCUAAAAGGAUUUUAUAUUCAAAACUUAAUUCUCUUAAUAAACUUGAAGAAAAUAACUCAAAUGAGAUAAUUGAAAAUAAAGAAAUUAAUUUACAUAUUUCCAAUGAAAUAUCUAAAAUUGAAAUAGAUUUACCAUAUUUACCUACAAAUUUACCAUGGCUAUUUGAUAUAGGUAAUAAUUUAAUUAUACCUUCUUUACAACUAUUAUGGAUAUACGGUGAUUAUAUAAAAAUUCCAGAAGUAAUUAUUCCAACUUGUAUUAGCCAAUUUAUUUUCAAUGGUGCAGAUCUAAUGAUGUGUGGGAUUAUAGUACAAAAAUCAAUUAAUUUAAAAACAAUUAAUAAAGGUCAAUUAUGGAGUGUUAGAUGUGAAUUUGAUAAAAAACCAAUUGCUCUAGGUAUUUCAUUAGUAGAUUGGAUAGAUUUAGUAAAUUCUAAAUUUAAGAAAGGAAAGGUUUUAAGAAUCCUUCAUCAUAUUAAAGAUAAUUUAUCUAAAGAAGGAGGUUUUGAAUUCAAAUUAACAACAGAAACAGAUCAAAUAGUAGAAAGUGUAAAUGAGAAUGGAAAUGAAAUUAAAUAUAUUAUUAAUGAAUCUACUAACAAUCUUAAAAAUUUUAAUAAUAAAAUGCAAAAUCCUAAUAUUGAAAUUUAUUCAAAAUUUAUUGAUUCUAAAAAUGAAUCUAAAACAUCAGAAAAUUCAUAUAUUAAUAGUGAACAAAUCCAAAAUAUUCAAAUUAAUCAGAAUAACUUAUCUGAAUAUAUAUUACCAAUUUUAGAUGAUGAUUUGUCAUUAUCACUACAAUCUAUUAAAGAUAAUUAUUCUUUUUGGGAUAUUAUUAGUGAAUUUAUUCUAAUCAAAAUUUUAACAUCAAUAGAAUUAAAUCAACUUCCACUUGAAAUAUCUGCUAUUUGGGAUAAAAUAAAUCGUCUAUAUAAUAAAUCUAGUCAAAAACAAUUAAAUAUUAAAUUAACUUCCCAUGGAAAAAUAUCUAAGUUUUUUAUAUAUUAUCAAAAACUUGGAUUUUUUAUAUUAAAACAAGGACGAAAUAAUAAUCAAACAAUUAUAUCAAUUAAUAAAAAUAUUAUUGAUGAUACAUAUAUAAAAAAUAAAUCUUUAUAUGAUGAAAUUUUAUAUAUUCAAAAAUUAUUAUCAAGAGAUUUAUAUGAUAUUCAAUUAUUUAAUAAUUGUAAAGAUACAAAUAAAGAUAAAAAUAAAAAUAAAUCUAAUGAUAUUAAUUUAUCCCUCAAUAGUAUGGAAAUUAUUACAAUAUAUCAACCGUUAUCAUCUAUUCAAGGUAUAUUUGAUUUUGUUCAAUCAAAGUUUGAAAUAAUCAGUUCAAAUAUUCAACCUCUUAUAUCUGGAGAGGUUUUUAUAAUUAAAACAUCAAAAGGUGAAAAAUUACAGACUUUUUAUUCAUCUAAACAAAUUAGAAAAAUCCUUGAAAUUUAUAUUAAUUUAAAUAAUUUAAAAGUUAAGGAUCCAGUUGAAGAAAAUAAUCGUAAAUUAUCUCAUGUCAAACUUGAUCAUUUACUUUCAAUUAUUUAUAAAUCAGAUAUUAAUGCAGAUAUUAUUUCAUUAGCUUCUAUUUUUAAGGAUUUUUUUAAAUUUCUUAAUACAUUCCAUUAUAUUAAGACAAAUAAUCAAAAUAAGAAACAAUAUAAUGAAAAUCCUUUAAUAUUUAAGGGGAUUUGUAAAUCUAUUAUUAUAUCAGUAGAAUCAAGGCAAGGGGGAAAAAAGUAUACGACAAUAAUUAGUCCUUAUAUUACUCACUUUAAUUUAGAUCCUUCACUAGUAGCAGAUAUUUGUCAAAAAAAAUUUGCUUGUUCUGCAAGUGCAACUCAAAUAAAAGGUUAUUCUGCUCCUAAUAAUAUCGGAGUAGUUAUUCAAGGUAAUGUUGCUAGUAAAGUAGCCAGCUUAUUAUCUUUACAUUGGGGGGUUCCCAAAGCUUAUAUUCAAGUUAAUUAA
Cryptosporidium muris RN66 is the source of this 2154-nucleotide messenger RNA. RefSeq names its product translation initiation factor SUI1 family protein. The coding region runs from base 1 to 2154 and encodes 717 amino acids. Lineage: Eukaryota; Apicomplexa; Conoidasida; Eucoccidiorida; Cryptosporidiidae. The record is from RefSeq and is a predicted model, not a curated record. Gene Ontology annotation, molecular function: RNA binding; translation initiation factor activity. Gene Ontology annotation, biological process: formation of translation preinitiation complex; translational initiation. The transcript has 2 exons.